CAAGCUAACGUUAGAAAGAGUGCUAGCUGCGCUUUGCUAAUUCAAAUUCUCGCUAAAAAGAUGAGAAUAAACCAGAUAAAGGAUUAAAGAAGAAGUUUAAACGAGGGUCACUGGACUUGUUUCUCACCGUGUCACGGCUGUGUCACCGUGUCUCAGCGUUCAGGCGGGUUUACAGCUCGUUUGUUAACUUAAGUUGACUUAAAGUGAGGCAGCUAACAAGCUAACCUAGCAUUAGCCGGUUAGUUACCGUUAAGCUGCCAUGUCGGAGCAAAGAGAAGAUACAGAGCAGGAGGUGAAAGAAGGUGAGGAGGAAAAGACGGAAACAAACCUCCAGCCAGGUGGAGUUACUGAAGAACAGCCGACAGAGGACGACAGAGAGCCGGGGAGGGAUGGAGAGGAGGUGCAGACUGACAGGAAGACCUCAGAUAUGCUGGAGGCUGCGGAAGAAGAUGAAACUGAUCUGCAGGAUGACACCGAGCAGCUUAGAGAGCCUCAGCAAACAGGAAAUGUUGGAAAUUCAGUCUCAACAGAUGUACCUCAGCCUGCUGAAGAAGCUGAAUCUCAGGCUGAUCUGCCCGAUGAUGCCGAGCAGCUCAGAGAGCCUCAGAGAAAAGAAGAUGUUGGAAACUCUACGGCAACAGUGAAGGUGGUGCUGGUGCCAGAGGGUCAUGUGAUGACUGUGGCCUUCGCCAUCGGUCUCAGCAUUCAGGAGCUGAAGCUUCACCUCGCCGCGGAGCUCAGAGUUCCUGCUGAGGUGCUGCAGGUCUCUCUGGACGGCAGAGUAGUGGAGGAGCAGCAGAGCCUGAUGGAGCUCGGCGUCCAGCCUCACGGCUCCACCCGGAUGGAGAUGAGCUCCACUGACCCGACCGUCCACCCACUCCGCCCAGUUCGCCCCCCAGAGCAUGACAACAUGCCGGAUGUCAUCACCGUCCGAGUCCAAACAGAUGAGGACGUGUUCCAGGAGGUGGUGGUGGAGAUUGAGCGUCCUCCCCAGCAGAAGGCGUUCCUGGGCGGCUACAGACACCGGCUGACGGGGGCAGAGUAUCACCAUGCUGCCAUCCAGACCCUGCCCAAGAGGAGACCUGACAGAGGAGUGGUGGUGUUCAGCCGUGACACACAGACAGUGGAGCUGAAGUCUCAGGCCCUGCAGUGUCCCGUCAACGUCUCCACCCAGAUGACCGGGAUCGGCUGCUACGUCUCCUGUAUGAACGACAAACUGGUCACCCCCGGCAACUACAUCACUGCUGAUGAGUAUCAUGACAGGAGGUUGAGAGCUACGAUCCGUCUGCAGUCGUUUGCUCGGCGCUGGCUGGCUCAGCAGGAGGUGGCCAGGCUGAGGAGGGAUCGGGACCGGCGGCUAGCUUGGCUGGAGCUGCAGGAGAAGAAGAGGAAGGAGGAGAAAGAGGAGCAGCUGAGAGACCGUCGACACCGCUGGAUGAACCCUCAGAGGAGGGAGGACUUCAACCUGCUGUACCACGCUCUAGAGAAGUGGAGGUGUGAGGAGGAGCAGCAGAUCAGCUCAUCCCUGCGAGGAGCUGAGAGGAAGGCAGCUCUCUGCGCGCUGCUGGAGCAGGAGAUGCAGCUCAUUGCCGCCAUUGGAUGCCAUCGCAUCGCCGUCCAGAACAACAACUAUGACAAAACUGUCAGGAACUUCCUGGACAAGUCUGCUGCUCCUCAUCGGUGGCAAGCUGCAGAUGGUCGACUGAUCGAGAAGGACAGUGAACACACCAUCAGAGCCAGAGAGCUGAGAGAUCUGUACAACGACGUCAGUCUGUUUACUGUCAGCCGCGAGCAGAGACGCCACGUUCUCAUGACACUCAAACACACCGUCAAGGAGCACGAGUGUCAGCUGACGCGGGACAUCGUGGAUUUGAUUGACAGGGAGGUGGACCUGAUGUCUCGGGGGGUAAAGGAAGCCUCUCUGGAGGGGCUGAGGAAGAGGAUCUGCACUCUGUUCCUCCAGUAUAUCAAAACACCAGCAUUUAACCCUGAGGUGGCCAAGCUGCUGAAGGUUCCCCAGAAUCCCUCUCAGCUGAAGAACAACAUGUUCCUAUGCUGGGGCUGUCAUCGCUACCUAAACUCUGCCAACUUCAAGCCGUCCGCCAGCACCCGUCUGAGCGGUCGGUGCCAGGACUGCAUCAGACUGGACAACAUAGCCAGAUCUCGUGAUGACUUCUCCUGCUACAAAAGCAUCCUGAAGAGGCUGAGAGCUGACGAGCAGCAGCUCAACGAGGACGCCAAGAUUCCCUUCCUGCUGCAGGAGGAGGAUGUGCAGUACCUGGUGGAGGUGGUCUGGGCGUCUCGCUCGGCCCUCCACGCCAGCAGCGACCUCUACAACCUGGUGUUUGUCCGUUGGGAGCGUCAGCGGGACUGGAGCCCCUGGAACUGCAUCCUGCUGUCCAAAGAAGAGACUUCAGCUCACCUGGAGGUGGAAGACGUCCACAAGGCGUACGAGGCAACAUUCAUCCGCAGGAUUGAACACAAACACAUGCUGGCUCGGCGCCACUUCAGCCAGAUCGCCGUCAUGGCCGAGUACCUGGACCCUCAGCCGCCUGCUGCCCUGGGCAACCAGCUUGUCUCCAAGCCCAUCACUAUGGCAACAAGCAAGCACACCAUUGACACCCCACCGGCCUCAACUCAUUAAGAAACACCCUGUGGUUUUCUUUCUUCUGUCAUCGUUUCCUCCUUCACUCAUAUUGUCUGUCACUUUAGAAAACACUUUAUCUGAAAUCUAAAAUAAAGUUAAGAGUGGUUUUAC
This is a messenger RNA of Epinephelus lanceolatus (giant grouper), 2758 nucleotides long. It is a transcript of the gene iqub, whose product is annotated as IQ motif and ubiquitin domain containing. Gene Ontology annotation, molecular function: protein binding. Gene Ontology annotation, biological process: cilium assembly; flagellated sperm motility. Lineage: Eukaryota; Metazoa; Chordata; Actinopteri; Perciformes; Serranidae. Gene Ontology annotation, cellular component: motile cilium; acrosomal vesicle. The record is from RefSeq and is a predicted model, not a curated record.